AUGAAAUCUCCCAACCAUUUCCUACGACUUCAGGCUACGCUAUCCACUCUUUCUCCCGAGAUAUACUGCUCAGUUCUGAUCUUAUGCUUAUAUGAACUCUUUGCAGACACGGACCGUGGUGACGUCUGGAUGAGCCAUGCCAGAGCCUUGAGCCAACUGACAGAAGCUCGAGGACCAUCACGUUAUCAGACUGAACUUGACAGUGUACUCCUCAAAGCCUCUCGUGGCCUUAUUAAUGCAUCUUUGCAUCUGAUGAGUGGCACUACGUAA
Molecule: messenger RNA, 270 nt
Organism: Aspergillus calidoustus
Lineage: Eukaryota; Fungi; Ascomycota; Eurotiomycetes; Eurotiales; Aspergillaceae
Source: the annotation of a GenBank genome assembly